AAGAAGAAAAACAAGAUUUUACCAAAAAUCUUGUCUUGAUACAGAUUGAGAGCUCUAAUCUCAUAAUUACCUGUCUGAAGCAAUAUCAAUUGCUCACACGUGGAAUUAAAAGGGCCUUCAGGUGUUAAUAACCAAUCAAAUUGGACCACAAAGGGCCAAAAAGCCUUAAAUUGUGCCACAGUUACUGCUACUACUAAGGGAAGUUCGUGCCCGAGUUCUCCGCUUUGCCCUCAAAACAAUAAGACGCGGACAUUAUCAGCAAUGAGGUCUUCUAUGUACGAGAUUGAUAGAUGUCUUACGGAGAGAAAUAGAGAUAGUUCUGUUGAUGAAUGCAGUUCAUGUAAAUCUGUAUCCUCUACUUGCUCUCGUUCACUGCAUUUGCCAACAGCCAAUAACAAAAACUCCUCCUCUUGGCUAUCUCUUAAACAAAAUGACAUAUUUGCUUCAAGAUCAUCUUUCAAAAUGGGGGGCCUUUUCUUGCCUCCACAUCCAACUUCCAAUAAAUUGGGAGCAGAUGCUAGGAAAGGAAUGAAGGGUUUCAGUGAUCAGGGAGAUGUGCAUUCACUGAAGUUUCUCUACAACCAUCACCUUCAAUGGUGGUUUGCAAAUGCCAAAGCACAGGCCUCCAUGCACUACCAAAGACAUGAGAGCCAGAGCAAACUUUAUUCCUUUGCGCAACAAUUGUCUGAUCUACGCAAAUCUGUAAGCCAGAAACACGCUGAAUUUGGGGUUUUUGAGAAGGAUCAAAACUUUAUCCACUAUUUUUGAAUGAAAUUAUCAUGUCUUGAUGAAUGGGCUAACCUUGAAGAGGAUUAGACAACUUCUCUGUCAGGUACAACUGAUGGCUUGCACAUUUGCUCUCUGAGACUUCCUAUUGACACGGAAUUUCAUGUUGAUUUAAAAGAGUUAGGAGAUGCUCUUAGUUCAUAUACAAAGGUGAUGGAAAUGAUCGGUUUGCAAAUUCAGAACUUUAUGCAAAAGGCAGAAGAAACAGAAAGUUUAAUCUCUGAACUAUUUAGGGUAAUUGGCGGAGAGAAAACUCUUAUAGAAGAAUGGGGGGAUUUAUUAAUGAAGACAUAUAUCUCGCAGGUGACAGAAUGGAGUUUACGGGGGCAGAUGAUUAAAAUGCACCGGAACAACCUUUAUCAAGUUUAGAAAGAAUGAAGAUUCCUGUCACUGUUGUGGAAAACUAUUCGCGCUAGACUUCUCUUGUCAAGGGGGGAGGGCGUUCCAUCGGAAUCUCUGAGUAUAUCAUUUGCAACAGCGCGAAUGUCAUGUGCAUACUUGAGAUGAUCUGCAAUAUCAAUUUUUUCCAUGAAUUUCGUUUGUAUAACAAGUAAGAAUCUUUGUCAACAACAUUGUAAUAAAGUUGUGCCUUUGGGUCUUGAACA
This is a messenger RNA of Solanum pennellii, 1391 nucleotides long. RefSeq names its product protein ENDOSPERM DEFECTIVE 1-like. Gene Ontology annotation, cellular component: nuclear microtubule; cytoplasm; centrosome. Gene Ontology annotation, biological process: spindle assembly; centrosome cycle. The coding region runs from base 262 to 768 and encodes 168 amino acids. The record is from RefSeq and is a predicted model, not a curated record. NCBI's taxonomy places the organism in Eukaryota, Viridiplantae, Streptophyta, Magnoliopsida, Solanales, Solanaceae. The transcript has a single exon. Gene Ontology annotation, molecular function: microtubule binding.